UGGAUUCCCAUUCAUGGAGUAUGCUGUUCAAAUUAUGCGGGCAGAAGAAACCCUUUAUAUUUCUCGAUCUUCAAACCCUGUAACGCUCUGGAGAUCUUUGGAGAUUGAGAGAUGGCGGUGGAAAGCAGAGUUGAUACAGAGGCGACACUGGAGAGCGUGUGGGCGAGAUUUAUUGCAGGAGAUGGAGGUGAAAAGACAGCAACCUCGACUGAAACAGAGUCAUCGAAGAGGUGGGAGGAGUUGUCUGGCCUUGUUGGGAGAGAUGGAUCCAUGGAAAUUCUACAGAGGCUGCCGAGUCUAGGGAGGUGGGUAUCAAUGGGAACAGAGGCCUGGGAGGAGAUUCUUGAUGGGAUAAUUCCUGAAACCAAUUUAGAACGGCCCUGUUGUGAGGUUAACACAAGCAGAGGUGAUAUAAAUCAGGGGAAUGGAUUGAGCUCUGUGAGGGCAGCAGAGAAGGUGGUUACACGACCUUUCCGGGGAGUGAGGAGGCGGCCGUGGGGCAAAUACGCGGCGGAGAUAAGAGACUCGACGAAGAAAGGCGCUAGGGUUUGGUUGGGGACAUUUGAGACGGCGGAGGAAGCAGCUCUGGCUUAUGACAAGGCUGCUUUGAGGAUUAGAGGCCCCAAGACAUACCUUAACUUUCCUCUUGAGACAGUUGCAAGAGCCAUGGGAAUCGAAAAUGACUUCAAUUUUGGCUCAUUUCCAACUUGGCAAGGCAACAGAGGAAAUGUCUCAAAUCCCAGGAAAAGAACAUUAAUGGAUAGGGAAGAAUGUGAUAAUUACAUGAUGAGUGUGGAACCUGCAUUGAAGAGAAAGGUUAGUGAGAAAGAUAUGAUUUUUUCUAGCACCACAAAAAGAGAAGAACCUGCCAUGGAGAGGAGGUGUAUGGAAGAAAUAUUUGGAAAUGGGUAUGAUGUGGUGGAAUUUCAGGAUUUGGGUAGUGAUUAUUUGGAGAGUUUGCUGUCUUCCUUCUGAAAGACCACCCCCCACCCCCCUAAAAAAAAUAAAAGAAAAUGAAAUGAGGUAUUAUUGGUGUAAAAACAUUGUUCAUGUAUAUUUUUCCUGAACAAAUUUUUAUUUUGUUU
Rubroshorea leprosula is the source of this 1085-nucleotide messenger RNA. NCBI's taxonomy places the organism in Eukaryota, Viridiplantae, Streptophyta, Magnoliopsida, Malvales, Dipterocarpaceae. The record is from the annotation of a GenBank genome assembly.